UUUCCCAUCUUCAUUCUCCCUCCCAUUCAUAACUCCAAUUACUUCAAAUAUGUAUCCAUCAGUUUCAAGCGAUUAUAAUAAAUCUCCGCCGCCUCACAAAGAGCCCCCGACUGGCAUCCCGGUAGGUGGGCCACCACAAAAUCAAGCUCCCGCCGUUUGGUCCUCCGAUCUCUGUAAUUGCUGUGACGAUGUCUCAAAUUGUUUCAUAACAUGUUUUUGCCCGUGCAUCACAUUUGGACAAAUUGCUGAAAUUACGGACAAAGGGGCAAUUUCUUGUGGCGUAAGUGGGGCCCUGUAUUGUCUCAUAGCAUUUGUUAUUGGAUGCCCUUGUUUCUAUUCAUGUUUCUAUCGCUCUAAGCUUAGGAAGCAAUAUAUGUUGCCUGAAAGCCCCUGUGGAGAUUGCCUUGUUCAUUGUUGUUGUGAAUCCUGCGCUCUGUGCCAAGAGUACCGUGAACUCAAACACCGUGGAUUCAACAUGUCACUUGGAUGGGAAGGAAAUAUGGACAGACAAAAUAUGGGAGUUGGAAUGACGGCUCCUGGAGUUCAAGGAGGAAUGAACCGAUAAUUCAGUUAUGCAUAGUAGAGUGGUUCAACUACUUUCUUCCAACAAUUUAUUUAACAUAUUGUAUAAUUUGCCAUAGUUUUAAAUGUGUUUGUUUGUAUAAGUAGUUUCUCGAGUUUUACAUUUGCUUUGAGUGUAUGUUCCAAUGCAAUAAGUUUUAAAUUUAAUUAAAGUAUGCCGCAAAAAUAAAAAAGAUAUUAAUUUUUCAUA
Messenger RNA from Ipomoea nil (Japanese morning glory), 772 nucleotides. Its product is annotated as protein PLANT CADMIUM RESISTANCE 2-like. The record is from RefSeq and is a predicted model, not a curated record. Bases 50 to 565 code for a protein of 171 amino acids. The transcript is spliced from 4 exons. NCBI's taxonomy places the organism in Eukaryota, Viridiplantae, Streptophyta, Magnoliopsida, Solanales, Convolvulaceae.